GCACAAACGGAGGCCCAAAACCAAAGAAGACGGGAAGACUGAGAUGUAUAUAUUGCUCUGUUUCUCCAUUCCUCGUCUCUGGAGAUUUUGUUCAUAUGUUUCGCGUCACUCCUCUUGAACUUUAGCUGGAAUCGGGAACUUUUGUUCGUCCACUCUCUCAGUUGAAUCCGUAAUAAGCUCGAUAAUGGCGUCGAUAACUUCUGCUAAGAGUUGCAAUAGUACUAGCAGUAGCUGCUGCCAAGUGUCGCCUUCGGCAUUGGUCCAAGAAAAAGCGAGUCGGAACAAGAGAAAAUUCAGGGCUGAUCCGCCGUUGAGUGAUAUGAGCAAGCCUUUAUCCAUGCCUCAAAUUGAUUAUGUGAGUUAUGAGUUCUCUGCUGAGAAGUUUGAGACCAUGACAAGACAAGGACAGGCUGCUCCUUGUGGCGCUUGUAAUCACAAGGAUUAUCUCGACGGGUUGAAACUUGACCUUGAAUUGUCCAGUGCCGCAGAUGCAUCCGAGGUCGGGCCCAGCCGGAAUAAGGAAGAAGUAGGAGCAGACGAGUCCGCUGAUUGGAGUGAUCUUACAGAAAGCCAGUUAGAAGAGCUUGUGUUGAGCAAUCUCGACACGAUCUUUAAGAGUGCCAUUAAGAAAAUCGUGGCUUGUGGCUACACUGAGGAAGUUGCUACAAGUGCUGUAUUGCGCUCUGGCCUUUGCUAUGGCUGCAAGGAUAUUGUGUCAAAUAUCGUGGAUAACACUUUGGCAUACCUGAGAAAUGGUGUGGAGAUUGAUCCUGGAAGGGACCAAUACUUUACAGACCUAAAGCAGCUGGAGAUGUAUGUUCUUGCUGAACUUGUUUGCGUUCUUCAAGAAGUAAGGCCUUUCUUCAGCACUGGGGAUGCAAUGUGGUGCUUACUGAUAUGCGACAUGAAUGUGUCACAUGCUUGUGCAAUGGAUGCUGAUCCCUUGAAUGGUUUUGGUGGUGAUGGAGGUCCGAUUGCGAGCUCCUCUAUUUCCAUCGAAAGCCGUCUUAGGUCGGAUGUGAAAAGUUCAGAACUGACCUUGUCAAAUCCUUGUAACGCAGUCCCUGCUGCUCCUUGUGCCCAUAAUUAUCAGUCAAAUGAACCUACCGUGGGAGUACAUCAAAAUUUAUCCCAGCCAGAAAGUUCGCCGGUACAAAAUAUAUCAGGAGAAACUGUGAGCAGCUCACUUGUUACUGUCAACAAAUCUUCGGAUUUUGCAGCAGCAUCUCUAGCCCCUGCUGUGGAAGAAAAAUUUGUUAGCAAAAAGGUUCAUGGUGGCAGCAAGAGAGAUUAUGCGCUUCGUCAAAAGUCACUACAUCUAGAGAAACACUACCGAACGUACGGUUCUAAAGGGUCCUCAAGGGCAGCGAAGCUUGGCAGUUUGGGUGGACUGAUGUACGAUAAGAAACUUAAAUCCAUGUCCGACUCAACUUCUAAGAGUGCUUCCUUAAAAACAAAUAAGGCAGUUGCAAUUAAUGCAGCUCAAGGAAACGGUCAUGGCGGUCUUUCAAACAGUUCGGAACCACCUUCUUCUGCAGUAUUCAAUUUGGAAAGUGUAUCUACCGCUCCGGAAGUUUCUCGUACUAAAAUCCCAUUAGAUUCACCUGUCGUGGGCAGCCCAUCUGUGGUAUCUGCACUGGUGAACGUGCCUCCAUUUUCGGCUACCAAUCCUGAUCUUUCUCUUUCACUUACUACAAAAAGCGACCUGGUCCCUGUCUCCACAAGUUGUAAUGCCGAGAGAUCCGAUUUCAAUUUUGCUGGAAUACCAUAUGACAAGACUUCUGGCCAAUGGGUACCUCGGGAUAAGAAAGAAGAGUUGAUCUUGAAGCUUGGUCCAAAAUUACAUGAUUUGCAAAGUCAGCUGCAGGAAUGGACCGAAUGGGCCAAUCAAAAGGUUAUGCAGGUUGCACGUAGGCUGAGCAAGGAUAAGGCAGAGCUCAAGGCACUGAAGCAAGAGAAAGAAGAAGUUGAGCGGCUGAAGAAAGAGAAGCAGGCUUUGGAGGAGAAUACCAUGAAAAAGCUCUCUGAGAUGGAAAAUGCACUGUGCAAGGCUAAUGGCCAAGUGGAGCGAGCAAAGUCUGCUGUCCGGAGGCUUGAGGUGGAGAAUGCUGCUUUAAGGCAAGAGAUGGAAACCGCCAAGUUAAGAGCUGCCGAAUCAGCUGCAAGCUGUCAGGACGUAUUUAAGAGGGAGAAGAAGAUGCAAAUGAAGUUGCAGUCCUGGGAGAAGCAGAAAACCAUGUUCCAGGAAGAGCUACUGACUGAAAAACACAGGUUUGCACAGCUUAUACAGGAUGUAGAUCAGGCUAAAGAUCUCCAUAAUCGGCGUGAGGCUAGGUGGCAACAGGAAGAUAAGGCAAAGGAAGAUUCAUGGGUGCAGGUCAAUUCAUUGAGAAAAGAGACGGAACAGAUAGAGGCUUCCACAAAAUCCAAGGAACAGCUCACUAAAUCGGAUGCAGAAAACACUUCACAGAAGUACAAUGAGGAUAUCCAGAGGCUUGAAAAGGAAAUCUCUCAGUUGAGGCUGAAGGCAGACUCUUCCAAAAUCGCUGCUCUUUGGAGGGGGAUCGAUGGAAGUUAUGCCAGCAGGCUCACGGACCCAGGAAAGGGCUCUCAUAACUUGCCCGAAGACCCUCUUAUGCUGGAGGUUGUGGACUUCCAAGAGUACUUGGGGAUUGGUGUACGACGUGAGAGAGAGUGCGUGAUGUGUCUCUCGGAAGAAAUGUCUGUGGUGUUCCUCCCCUGUGCCCAUCAAGUGGUGUGCUCGACAUGCAAUGAGCUCCACGAGAGGCAAGGUAUGAAGGAUUGCCCUUCUUGUAGGAGCCCCAUCCAGCAAAGGAUCUCUGUGCGUUUUCCUCCUGCUCGCUCUUAAUAUAUUUUCCUAAAAGCGAGCGUGACUCAGUCUCCUGAAUAAUGGGUUGAUGGACUCCUCUGAAAUGAAUAAGUGAAUUGAAUAUUACUCCUCCAAA
Messenger RNA from Syzygium oleosum, 2966 nucleotides. RefSeq names its product putative E3 ubiquitin-protein ligase RF298. NCBI's taxonomy places the organism in Eukaryota, Viridiplantae, Streptophyta, Magnoliopsida, Myrtales, Myrtaceae. The transcript is spliced from 4 exons. The coding region runs from base 185 to 2869 and encodes 894 amino acids. The record is from RefSeq and is a predicted model, not a curated record.